Messenger RNA from Melanotaenia boesemani (Boeseman's rainbowfish), 2594 nucleotides. RefSeq names its product tripartite motif-containing protein 16-like. Bases 75 to 1718 code for a protein of 547 amino acids. The record is from RefSeq and is a predicted model, not a curated record. Lineage: Eukaryota; Metazoa; Chordata; Actinopteri; Atheriniformes; Melanotaeniidae. The transcript has a single exon. Gene Ontology annotation, molecular function: protein binding; zinc ion binding.
GACUGUAGGGAGAAGUGAAUCUGAUGAAACGCUGGUUCGUGUUGAUCAGUGAAACAUAGCAGCGAAGAAAUAAGAUGAAUUCAGAAAGAUUUUUUUGUUCCAUCUGUCUGGAUCUACUGAAAGAUCCGGUGACUAUUCCUUGUGGACACAACUACUGUAUGAACUGUAUUAAAACCCACUGGGAUGAAGAGGAUCAGAAGGGAAUCCACAGCUGUCCUCAGUGCAGGAAAAUAUUCAUACCGAGGCCUGUCCUGGAGAAAAACGUCCUGUUAGCAGAGUUAGUGGAGGAGCUGAAGAAGACUGGACUCCAAGCUGCUCCAGCUGAUCACUGCUAUGCUGGACCUGAAGAUGUGGCUUGUGAUGUCUGCACUGGGAGGAAGCUGAAAGCCAUCAAGUCCUGUCCGGUCUGUCCAGCCUCUUACUGUGAGAAACACCUCCAACCUCAUUAUGAAGCUCCACCAUUACAGAAACACAAGCUGGUGGAGCCCUCCAAGAAUCUCCAGCAGCUCAUCUGUUCUCGUCAUGAUGAGGUGAUGAAGAUUUUCUGUCGUACUGAUCAGCAGAGUAUCUGUUAUCUCUGCUUAAUGGAUGAACAUAAAGGUCAUGAAACAGUCUUAGUUCCAGCAGAAAGAGCUGAGAAGCAGAAGGAGCUGGAGGUGAGUCAACAACAAAUCCAGCAGAGAAUCCAGGACGGAGAGAAAGAUGUGAAGCUGCUUCAACAGGAGGUGGAGGCCAUCAAUGGCUCCGCUAAUAAAGCAGUGGAGGACAGUGAGAAGAUCUUCACUGAGCUGAUCCGUCUCAUCCAGAAAAGAAGCUCUGAUGUGAAGCAGCAGAUCAGAUCCCAGCAGGAAACUGAAGUGAGUCGAGUCAAAGAGCUUCAGGAGAAGCUGGAGCAGGAGAUCACUGAGCUGAAGAGGAAAGACGGCGAGCUGGAGCAGCUCUCACACACAGAGGAUCACAACCAGUUUCUACACAACUACCCCUCACUGUCAGCACUCAGUGAGUCUACACACUCAUCCAGCAUCAACAUUCGUCCUCUCAGAUACUUUGAGGAUGUGACAGCAGCUGUGUCAGAGACCAGAGAUAAACUACAGGACAUCCUGACAGAGAAAUGGACAAACAUCUCACUGGCAGUCACCGAUGUGGAUGUUUUACUGUCUGAACCAGAACCAAAGAGCAGAGAUGAGUUCCUACAAUAUUCAACAGAAAUCACACUGGAUCCAAACACAGCACACACACUUCUGUCAUUAUCUGAGGGAAAUAGAAAAGUAACUGAUAUGAAUCAACAACAGUUUCAUUCUAGUCAUCCAGAAAGAUUCACUCACUGGCGUCAGGUCCUGAGCAGAGAGAGUCUGACUGGACGUUGUUACUGGGAGGUGGAGUGGAGAGGAGAAGUAGUUUUUAUAGCAGUCGCCUACAAGAACAUCAGCAGAGCAGAAAAAUCAGAUGAAUGUGCUUUUGGAUGGAACAACAAAUCUUGGUCAAUAAGUUGUGAAACAGACAGUUACACAUUUUGGCACAACAAAGUCCAAACUGAUAUCUCAGGUCCUCCUUCCUCCAGAAUAGGAGUGUAUCUGGACCACAGAGCAGGUAUUUUGUCUUUCUACAGCAUCUCUGAAACCAUGACUCUCCUCCACAGAGUCCAGACCACAUUCACUCAGCCGCUCUAUGCUGGACUCUGGAUAGGAUUAGAAACAACUGCUGAGUUCAUUAAAUAGAGAAACUACUGCAGCUUCAGGCAGGUUGUGUUUAGUCAUGAUGGAUUUUCUUCUGUUUUCUUUUCUGUUUUCUUUCAAAGAGCCGUAAUGAGCCGAUCUCUUGAUUUCCUGCUGGUGACUGAAACUUGGAUGAACGUUGGUGAUUUAUGCCCAUUCUCUGAGCUCGUCCCUCCCGACUUAUCUCGCUGAUCCUUUAACCCCACAAGCUCCCUCUAGAUCGCUGAAAUCACUGACCUGUCACUUCCUGUUGUCCUGAGGUCCAGGCUGAAAUGAAGAGGUGACAGAGCUUUUUUUGUUGUCACCCCCAAAUUGUGGAACAGCCUCCCCGUUAAUAUGAGGAUCUCACCAACUGUGGACAUUUUUUAAUCUUGUUUAAAAAUUUCUAUUCUCUUGCUUUUAAACCAGACAGAGUUUUGGCAUUUUGGCUGAUUAUUUCUUUCAUGCUUGUGUUUUCAUAGUCUUUUAUUUCUUUUAUUUUCUGUUUUAUCAUUUAUGCCCCCAAAAUGUUAUUUUAAAGUUCAGUCCCAUUUUUAUUCUUUGUAGUCACAGAGAGGCCCAACAGUCAGAGCCUCUAAUGUGGAUUUCAGUAACAAAACUAUCCAACGUGUAUCUAAAGUAACGCUCAACAGUGUUAAGUACAUAAUCUCAUAUAUUUGUGAUAUAUGUAGUGCAUUCAGAAGCAGUCCCACUUUUCUGGAAGGUCAAGUGCAUCUUAGACAUCAUGUGGAGUCUUUGUGGUAAAAUGCUGCUUUUAUGUUGCACAACCACCACAUUUGCAGUCAGAGUUGAUGAAAUAUGGACUUUACUGGAACUUCCAGGCAAAUGACACCCAGUGGAUGAUAUUUAAUACGUUACAGUUUGAAAGUGUGUUUAAAA